CAUCUCCUGGAACGGCAGGUCCGCCAGCGACAGCCAGCAGUUUCGGUCCUCAAAUACAAGCUGAAGCGGGGUGUCACCUGCUCAGUGCCCAAAGUCCGAUCCACCCUGACCGGGUUUUUCCCUGUGCUGCGGUGGCUGCCUAAAUACAAGCUCCGAGAGUAUGUCUGGGGUGAUGUGAUGUCUGGGAUGAUCAUAGGUAUCAUCUUGGUACCACAGGCCAUCGCCUACUGCCUGCUGGCAGGAGUGGAGCCCAUCUAUGGCUUAUAUACCUCAUUUUAUGCCAACAUCAUCUACUUUCUCAUGGGGACGUCCAGACAUGUUUCUGUGGGGAUUUUCAGCCUCAUGAGCCUCAUGGUUGGACAGGUGGUAGAUAGGGAGGUGUUCCUGGCUGGUUUUGACCUUAAUGAGGAUUCCAAACCAUCUGGCCCAGAUGUGCUUAAUGGUUCAAUGGACAUCAAUUUCACAGUUGGUCAACUACACAGUGUGGAGUUGAUGGGUCUGCAGUGCAGUAAGGAAUGUUACGCCAUCAGCAUCGCUGCUGCUGUUACAUUCCUGGCUGGUGUUUACCAGGUCAUGAUGGCCGUAUUUCGGCUAGGCUUUGUCUCCGUCUACCUUUCUGCUCCCAUGCUUGAUGGUUUCGCCACAGGAGCCUCUUUCACCAUCCUGACUGUGCAGGCUAAAUACCUGUUGGGUCUAAAGUUUCCCCGUCAUCAGGGCUACGGCAUAGUUAUAAUCACCUGGAUCAACAUUUUCACUAACAUUCAUAAGACCAACCUGUGCGACCUCAUCACUAGUGCCAUCUGUAUCUCCAUAUUAGUGGCAGGUAAAGAGAUCCAGGAGCACUACAAGGAUCGCCUAAAGAUCCCUCUGCCCACGGAGCUGGUAGUGAUGGCAGGAGCUACACUGGCCAGUCAUUUUGGACAGCUGAACAGCCAUUACGACUCCAGUAUUUCCGGUCACAUCCCAACUGGGUUCAUACCUCCAAGGCAGCCCAGCUUUAGUCUGAUGUCACAAGUGGCACUGGAUGCCAUUCCUCUGGCUGUUAUUAGUUUUGCCUUCACUGUGUCGCUGUCCGAGAUGUUUGCUAAGAAGAAUGGCUACACAGUUCGCCCCAACCAGGAGAUGCUGGCUAUCGGCUUCUGUAACAUCAUCCCCUCCUCCUUCCACUGUUUUACCACCAGUGCAGCACUAGCAAAAACCAUGGUGAAGGACUCAACAGGCUGCCAGACACAGGUAUCGAGUCUGAUCAGUGCUCUGGUUGUCCUUUUUGUCCUCCUGUUCUUGGCACCUUUCUUCUACUCUCUACAAAAGUGUGUUCUUGCUUGUAUCAUCAUUGUCAGCCUUCGGGGGGCACUGAGAAAGCUCAAGGACAUCCCGGCUAAAUGUUGCGCCGGCCAGAACGAUGCCAUUGUUUGGCUGGUCACUAUGUCGGCAACAGCUCUGAUCAGUGUGGAGCUGGGGAUCCUAAUAGGAAUUGUCUUUUCAAUGAGCUGCUUCAUUUUUAAGACCCAAAAGCCUAAGGUUUCUCUCCUGGGCCAAGCCAAUGACACUGCUCUUUAUGAGGAUGUCAGCGAGUACAAGAAUCUCAUGCUGCCACCUCGAGUUCAUGUCUUGCGCUUCCAGGCUCCUCUGUACUACGCCAACAAGGACUCAUUCCUCAAAUCCCUCUACAAAGCUGUUGGAGUUGAACCUUUCUUGGAGAUAACUAAGAGAAGAAAGGCAGAGAAGAAGGCCAAAGAGAUGUCCAUAAAGCAGGCCAAGGCAAAUGGGAAUAAAAACGAUGGUGAGGUCAUUACUGUACUUGUCAAAAGAGAGCUGGGGUUCCACACAAUAGUUUUAGACUGCUCUGCAAUCCCAUUCAUGGAUUCGACAGGCAUGGCCACAUUUAAAGCGUUGGUCAAAGAAUAUAAAGAGAUCGGGGUGAGCGUGCUCCUUGCCAGUUGUAACACCUCAGUCAUUGAUACCCUGCAGAAGGGCCAGUUCUUUGGGAAGAAUAACGAAGACAUGAGCAGCCUGCUGUUUCAUACAGUUCACGCUGCAGUUCUUCAUGCAAGAAAUACAUCUGCUGCAGCAGAGAGCAGGUCAAAUGACUCUGUGGUGUAGAGUAGUGGAGCAAGAGGGGAAUAAAAAAAACCACUGUGAUGUGUUCCAUUCCUCCUUUCCUUUUCAAACCUAAAAGUGAAUUUAUACAUGACAUCUUGCCAUCUGUAACACUACUACAUUAGGUAGCUUACAGGUUUUCUUUUAGUAUGCUCUGUGCAAGAAAACAUGGCAGUACUAAGAGGAUCCAAUUAGGAAGAGUAUCAUAAAAAAUCAUAUUUUGAUGCUUUGUGUUCUUAAAUAAUCAGACUACAUAAAUGUUUAUCUGCACAACAAAGAAAGAGGGCAUUCUCAUAAAAUUAUGAAGUGAAAAGGUGCGAUUAUUUUCUAAAAUGAUGACCUAUGACUGUGGGAAAAGCCUUCAACAAUCAGGGUUGAUUGUGCACAGUUCAAGACCCCUCUCAGGUACAGACCACUCCCAUUACAGGUACAUAAACUGCAGAAGCCUCUUCCAUGUCCAUUAUUACUCCAACUGUCUUGUAAACAUAGUCCUGAAUAGCCGAUUCCAACAUUAUAUCAUAAAAUGAAUUUCCCUCUAAAUAUACUGAAGAUUUUUUCUAUCGCUAGAAGAAAGCAUUGGUGGGCUCACAGGUUUAAGACCCCCUCCUAACCUUCCGAAAAUUUCUUGUAGGGUCACAUUGUAACAGACUGUGCCAGUUUUGGAACCAGUCACUCUUGUUGUGCUCUCUUAUCAACUUUCCUUUCCUCAUUUUUUUACAAACUACUUCCUGACUGGACACAAGUGGCAAGGAAGGAAAGGCAAUGAGCUGCAGGAAGGGCAACAGACCACACCCACAGUAUCUGAAGCUUUUUAAAUCACUGAAUCACAAACCAAGGCAGUGUAGCUAAUGGUUUUAAAGAUUCUUACUUUACAUUAAGUGAACCUGUGAUCCAUCAAUGAUCUAUCAGUGGUAUCAGUAAUUGAGGUUAAUAAAUACAGUAUAAACACAGCAAGAACUACUGUACAUUAUACAUUCAAUCUGUACAGGCUUGCUAGUUUAGUGCUUUAUGCCACACAGUUGUUUUGUAUACAUGUCAAUAGUCUCAAAAGUGUUUCUUCAAUUUCCAGGUUAGUUUCUAUUCACACAUAUGGAUCACUAUGUCAAAAGUCAACUCUGUUUCAACUCUGGAAAGGCGUAAUCUAGGAGUUCAAAGUUCAAACAUGGAGAGUCAUCCACUAUGAGGUGCUAGGCAUUACCUUAGAUUUUCUAAAAGGCUGGUUAAACUCGACCAGACUUAAGGGUAGAGGUGGCAGCUUCAUGUAACUCAUGAGGGCUCUCACACUGAGAGAGCCUUGCCUUCAAAUCAGGACUUAUUACAACAUACGCGUGCCCUGUUCCCAGGUGACCCAGCAGGAGCAAGUUUAUGAUAUGUUGUCAUACUAGGGUUUAGUGUAUACACAUCUGAGAUCUCUGCUCUGGUGCUGGUGGACGCAUCAUUAGAUGCUUCUGAAGUGCCCCCCCAGUAAACCUAUGCAGCAGGUGGUGCCACAUAUUUUGUCAUCCUUCCUGUUUUCUUAAAUAACAUUCAAACAAAUAAUGAUGUUAAUGUGAUUCCAAAUGCGAGGAGUAUAUUUUUAUGGUCAAUGAAUCAUAUUACAAGGGUCAAACUAUCAUGAAAACAUUGAGAAUACAUUAGGUGUAAUGGCAUUAUGGAUAAACUGAGCUGCCUUGGCAGAUUAUUAAUUGGUAUUCUUAAUAUUCCUUUUUAACAAAUUGGUCCCAACAGGUUAAGGUCAAUAACUUUGUCUCUAAGACCAAUAUAGCAGCACAGGAGCACCACAAGGCUACAUGAGUUUAUCUUUCCUCUUCACACUGUACACAGAUGAAUUCUAAGUCUCUGACAGUAUUAAACCUGCUGCACAGCAAUGAUAAAAUCAUAUGCUGAAAUCAACCGGGCACACUCCUAAAAGACAGCAACACUAAGCUGCUUUGCCAACAUUUAAAACUUGCAUGUCAAGCCUCCUCUGCAGACUCAGACUAUUUGAUUUGGGGCCUGGCGUUAAGUUGACACUUGCUUGAAAGCAUCAUCAGAUUCAGAAGGGCACAAUGGUACAACAGCCUCACUGUUCAGUUAAAAUCUAGAGUCAACAGAAAUGAAAGCGAUACACAAAACCAAUCCUUUCAUUCUAUGACAAGACUGUUAACUAGACGACACAGAGUAAUGACUUCCAAAGUUAGUCUAUUUAAGACAAAUGUCCCUUUUUUGUGUCCCAAGAUAGUCCUUGAGCUGUGGAGGAGGGAUACCUUCGAGUAUUCGCGUUUAAGUUCUGUUACCAGAAUCGGAUUUAAUUACUCACCUGAAUGCAUAAUCAGUAUCACCUCUCUUACAUCAUUAUAAUAUGACCCUACAAGAAACGUUGCAACAACAUUUGUUUCUACAAAGUUGAGUCCUGUUACACUGUAACUUAUUUGAACUGCUGACUGUCAUCGCUGUGGCCUUAUUAGGAAACAUUCUCUAACACAUACAUAACUUGGCUGAUUGAUUAACAACAACACAUGAUGUAGCCUAUUUAUUUGCACUUAGCCUCUUGUCAGCUGCUGUUAGCUCAACUGGUGAUUGCACAAUUGCAAUGCUGACUGUUGGCCAGUUCAUUUCUGUAGGCUAAUUUAUGGACAUCCUUGGACUUUCAUCCCUUUAUUGUCUUUAAUUCUUUCAAAUAGAAGCUGUGAAUUUACAGUUAUUUUCUGUAAUUUUCUUCGUUAUUGUUUUAUCCUUUCAAUAAUGAUUUUUAUUCUUUAAAUAUGUCCUGUGUAAUAACUGUCAUCAUAAUAUUAGUAGGAGCUAUUUGUUUAAUUAAUUUGGUUUCUAUUUCAAAUAUUGACAUUGCUGACAUUUCCACAUCUGGGUUUUCAGACGUUACUUUUUUAAUCACACAAUGUGUGUGUAUGGUUAUGUUACAUAGCCUACAUAUAUAAAUUAUGUAGUCACUUUUCAUUUGUUUGUACCUUGUAUGUAACUAUGUGUAGCACUUGUGUCCAAGACAAAUUUCCUGUCAGUGACAAUCAACUUUAUCUUGUUUUAACUUCUUCACUACCACUGGUUUGUUAAAUAGUUUGCGACAUGCUCAGUGAGACUUUGUCGCAUUGUUAAAUCACUGUUUUCCAUGUUCGCCAUCCUGUUUGUGCCAUAUGUGAAAUCCUGAUUAAAACAAUAACAUGUUUUUGUUAGCACAACAAUUUACAGUAUGUACAUUAAGAACUCUAAAGAUGCAAUAAUUCAUAAGGGAUGUAUUUUUUCCUUGAAUGUGAACAUAUUCAUGUCAAAAAGACAAGAGCAGGUGAAGUGGCAUUAUAAUAAAAUGUAGACCUUCUUGUUUGUAAAUUUAGAAAAUUACCACUUUAAAUUUUUUAUUUAACUGGAUUCAUGAUAAUUAUCGCAUUAUAUUUUCAGAGAAGUCUCACUGACUUUCAUUUUAGAUAGUGUUGACAUUCAACAUUCAUAUACAAACUGUGCCUUAGUGUUUAAUACUUGAAUUAAACAUGUUUUGGUGAAAAAUUUCUCAGUGCCUUUAUUAUUGCCAAUAAUAACAUGUCAUACGAAAUAUCUAUACACUUAAAAAUGCCACUUAUUUUCUAAAGGAAUGAUUAUUAAAGCUGUGCUAAUCAGUGUUUUUAUAAUAACAAUGGUUCAGAUGACUAUGUACAGUAUAAAUGUGAAAGGGGCCCCUUGU
Monopterus albus (swamp eel) is the source of this 5773-nucleotide messenger RNA. It is a transcript of the gene slc26a1, whose product is annotated as solute carrier family 26 member 1. The annotation marks the transcript as partial. Gene Ontology annotation, biological process: sulfate transmembrane transport. Gene Ontology annotation, molecular function: secondary active sulfate transmembrane transporter activity. Lineage: Eukaryota; Metazoa; Chordata; Actinopteri; Synbranchiformes; Synbranchidae. The record is from RefSeq and is a predicted model, not a curated record. The transcript has 7 exons. Gene Ontology annotation, cellular component: membrane.